AUGGGGAAAAAACAAUCGUCCUCAAUAUCAUCCAGGUUUGAAACUCGCAGGAAUGCGAAAAGGCCAAAGAUUGCUGGCCCGCAUUCCAAAAAAUUGCAUAUUAAGAACACUAGAAGUCUGCGUAACAAGGAGUUGAAGCAUAUCGAGCUGCAAAGCAGGCAGAUUAAAGUCAAGGAGAGCUCAAAGGAAUCCACUAUUAACUCGUUUGAUGCUCUGUCUAAGGUGGAAAGUUCUAGAGAUGCAAGCAAUGACGUAGUUAAUACGAUAUCUGAAGAGUCUUCCGGAGAUGAGAUUAUACUGAUAGAUUCCGAUGAGGAAAAAAGUUCUCCUGAGGUCUUAGAAGUUAAUAGUGAAAAGGAACACGAUGUAAUGGAAGAGAACCAAGAAUUCAUUGCCUUUGACUUUACAGAUGAUCAUGAAGAUGAAGUUGAAAGUGAUAUUGAGUCCUCUUCUGGUGAAAAAGCUGCAGUUAAGGUGCCCAUUUCUAGCGUUAGUGAUGAUACAAAGAAGCUUCCUAAGCAGGUGAAUCCGAAUUAUCCAUGGCUGAGAAAUAAUAACCAUACAAAACAACUGGAAGUUUCUGAUUGGCUCACAAUGGAAAUCAAGGACUUCAUUAAAUACAUCUCACCAUCCAAGGAAGAGAUCGAGGCGAGAAAUGGUGUUGUUCACAGAUUAAGUGAGGCAAUUUCAGAACUGUGGCCAGAUGCAGAAUUGCACUGCUUUGGUUCUUAUGCUACAGACAUGUAUCUUCCAGGGUCUGAUAUAGAUACCGUGAUCAUAUCCAAGGGCCGCAAGUAUGAUAACAAGAGUGCUCUUUAUCAACUAUCAUCUUUUCUUCGUACUCAUAAACUCGGGAAGUGCAUAGAGACGAUCGCCAAGGCAAAGGUUCCCAUAAUCAAGUUCAUUGAUCCUCGGACAGGCUUCCAUAUCGAUAUUUCCUUCGAGAGAGAUAACGGCGUCAGUGCUGCUAAGAUUAUCAUUUCCUGGAUUGACAGCACUCCCGGUUUAAGAGAGCUUGUUAUGAUUGUUAAACAAUUUCUAGCGGUGAGGCGAUUAAACGAGGUUCAUACCGGUGGAUUAGGAGGCUUCGCAAUUAUUUGCCUGGCAUACUCCUUUCUAAGUCUACAUCCAAGAAUAAUCACCAAGUCUAUCGACCCAUUGCAGAAUUUGGGAGUCCUACUAAUAGAAUUCUUUGAGUUGUAUGGUUUCAAUUUUGGCUAUGACGAAAUAGCCAUCGCCUUCAAGCACAAAACUCAGGCAUCUUACAUUUCCAAAAGAUCCAACCCAAAUUUGUUAAGUAACAAUCCUUUUUCGUUGGCCAUUCAAGAUCCACAGGAUCCUGAUAACAAUAUAUCCCGUGGUACAUUCAACUUGAGAGAUAUUAAACGUUCAUUUGGUGGUGCAUAUGAAAUGCUAGUUAAUAAGUGUUAUGAGAUGAAUCAAGCAACUUACAAACAGCGACUCGGGCAGUCGAUACUAGGUGACAUAAUUAAAUAUCAGGGCAAGGCCAGGGACUUCGAGGACGCAAGAAGUGCUACAGAUAACCAUGCCUAUCAGAUUGCCAGCGGACAAGUCAGUAGGGUAGACCUUUUAUCGAGUUCAAGUAACUCCAGAGCAUCCAGCGUAUCUUCUUUGGUUACCGCAAGUGCCGAACGUGAACCAUCCAUAGAAUAUACAUCUGAUUCAAGCGAGUCAGAUUCGGUGUCAGAGUCGAAGUCGAGUGAGGAUGGUAUGAAAUUGAGAGCAUUAUUUGAGAAAUCACAGAGCUCUUCCAGGCAUACAGACAAAGAUGUGGACUCCAUAAUGGGCUUUAAAAAAGAAGAAGCUGAUAAGGAGGAUGAUAUUUACGAUCCAUCCAGAGGUACAAAGGAAGAUCACAAGGACUUUGAAGAUUCUAGUGACGAUAUGGAGUACGAUCCGUCUGAAGCUCCAAAGAACACGGUGGCGAAGGAUAAAAGGAGGGAAUAUUGGCUUCAGAAAGGAGGUCUCUGA
Molecule: messenger RNA, 1992 nt
Organism: Brettanomyces nanus
Lineage: Eukaryota; Fungi; Ascomycota; Pichiomycetes; Pichiales; Pichiaceae
Exons: 1
Coding region: 1-1992 (663 amino acids)
Biological process (GO): RNA 3'-end processing
Cellular component (GO): nucleolus; TRAMP complex
Molecular function (GO): mRNA binding; poly(A) RNA polymerase activity
Source: RefSeq, a predicted model, not a curated record